Molecule: messenger RNA, 320 nt
Organism: Homo sapiens (human)
Lineage: Eukaryota; Metazoa; Chordata; Mammalia; Primates; Hominidae
Gene: CCNB3
Product: cyclin B3
Cellular component (GO): nucleus
Source: RefSeq, marked reviewed
UUCCAGGUGUCUGGAACUGGAUUACAGUUUCUUCUGAUUGAACGCAGCCUUUGAAUACUGCCUGGCCUAUCGCGAAUACAUCCCUGCCUUGGACAAGACGCAGCUGAAUCUCUAAGUGAUGCUACUGCCACUACCACCCCAGAGCUCCAAACCUGUGCCUAAGAAAUCUCAGUCCAGCAAAAUUGUGCCCAGUCAUCAUGACCCAUCUGAAAAGACGGGGGAGAAUUGCCAAACGAAGAUAUCUCCAUCUUCACUUCAGGAGUCUCCAUCUUCACUUCAGGGAGCACUCAAAAAGAGAUCAGCUUUUGAAGAUCUCACUA